AAAAUUCAUAACAGUGUCAACUAUUCGAGGAAGUAAGACGCAAAUCGCGUUUCUUGUCCAGUGUUGUAAAUUCGCGUCAAUUCGCGGCGAAUCCUUUCGCUAGCUGUCACAGAAUAAGCAAAUCGAGCGAGGCAAAGGUUUUUGUCGAAUCUAGAAGGUUCACAAAAUCUGCUAUUUAAUCCGUGUGCAUUGUAAAAGCGAACAGUUCUUGUUCGGCAGCCAUAUCCAACCCUACAUCAUCGCCCUUGACAACCAGGUAGUGAGCGAGUGAACCCAGUGCUACAAUGAUUGCAAAAAUGAAACUUGUGUUCAUAUUGGGCUUUGUGCUGGUGGCUUCCGCAUUUGCGAAAGGCAAUGAGUGCGAAAAUGAGAUCAGCCUAUGUUCACCGAAGUACUCCAGUUUCCUGAAUGAUCCGUUUAAGAAUGAUUUGAAGAACUACACCACCCAGCUGGUGGACAAAUCGUUCCAGUUCCUGAUUUUGUCGUCUUCAUUCAACCAGCACAGCUUGGACCGGCCCGGUUUCGAGAAGUUGUACCGUAAGAUCAGCGACAAGGCCUGGGAGGACGCCAUUGAACUGAUCAAGUACCAGAGUCGCCGCGGUGGAUUCGGACACCUGGUGGACCAGAGCGUGAACAAAGAUUACACCAAAGUGCUGGAUACGGACGAGCUUACCUCACUGAAGUUUGCGCUGAAUUACGAGAAGGCGAUGGCCAAGGAAGCUCAUGCCAUCCAUCGCAAGAUUUCCCAUGUUCACUCGAAGUCCAAUGAAGACGAUGAUAGCCGUCAUUACGAUCCGGAUACUGCCCACUAUUUGGACGAGAAGAUCAUCGAGUACCAAUCGGGCGUUAUACGUGAUCUGGCCGGCUAUAUCCACAACCUGCAGCACUUCACAAAAUGCGACAAACGUACCGACAAUAGCCGCCCCGUUAAGGCCCACGAUUUGGGCGUCCAUGUUUUCGACGAAUACCUGGCCAAGGUCUAUUAAGGGCGCCCAAGAGGUGUUGCGGGAGAACGCGGUACAAACUUGUUACUGCGGCUUAAUGCUACUCCCAUUUCAAUUGAUGUAUUUCGCAGAUGUUGAACAGAGCGUUUGAAAUAAACAGAAAUUCCCAAAUGUGAUCCACAAAAAAGAAAUUAAGUGCUCAUUCCCAGUCUCUUUACAGGACGAGUACCAU
Messenger RNA from Anopheles moucheti, 1176 nucleotides. RefSeq names its product soma ferritin (gene Fer2LCH). Gene Ontology annotation, molecular function: ferrous iron binding; ferric iron binding. The record is from RefSeq and is a predicted model, not a curated record. Lineage: Eukaryota; Metazoa; Arthropoda; Insecta; Diptera; Culicidae. The transcript has 2 exons. Gene Ontology annotation, biological process: intracellular iron ion homeostasis; iron ion transport. Gene Ontology annotation, cellular component: cytoplasm. The coding region runs from base 285 to 986 and encodes 233 amino acids.